Prunus dulcis (almond) is the source of this 2112-nucleotide messenger RNA. RefSeq names its product putative pentatricopeptide repeat-containing protein At3g15200. The transcript has 2 exons. The coding region runs from base 84 to 1754 and encodes 556 amino acids. NCBI's taxonomy places the organism in Eukaryota, Viridiplantae, Streptophyta, Magnoliopsida, Rosales, Rosaceae. Gene Ontology annotation, molecular function: protein binding. The record is from RefSeq and is a predicted model, not a curated record.
UGUAUGCAUAAACACACAUAUAACAUAUCUAGGAAAUGAUUUUCUUCCAGCCCAAACACGCCCAAUAGAAGAAAAAACCAAACAUGGGAUUCAAAUUCAAAACCUUGAGAACUCUUUCCCGGGAAAAGAACAUCCAACAAAAUUUCAAAUUAGAAUUCCAAACCCAACCCAGAACCCAUCAUUCUCACCACCCAAUUGCAUGCAAACCCCUCUCUUACCUUGCUAAAGUUCACAAAUUUCAGAGCCCAACGAACCCAAAGUCUGAAACUUUCAGUAAGAUAUCCCAAUUUUACUUUCUGGGUAGGAAUAAGACGACCUGUUUUGUACACUCAGUUGCAAAUUCUGACGAAAAGGCUCGGUUUGGGGAAGACCAAGAUGACCAAACGGCUAUUUUCAUCCAAAACAUCCUCAAGUUUCGAAGGGACAAGUCAGCUGAGGAGAUUGAGCGAGCUCUUGACCGAUGUGGGUUUGUGCUGACAGAGGAUUUGGUUUUGAAUGUGCUCAGGAGGCACAGGUCUGAUUGGAAACUAGCUUAUGUAUUCUUCACUUGGGCUUGUAAAGGUGGAGGAGGAACUGGGUAUUUGCCUGGGUCUGAUUGUUUCAACGAGAUUCUUGACAUUCUUGGCAGAAUGCGGGCUUUUGAUGAGGUUUCCCAAGUGCUCGACGAAAUGUCAAAGAGAGAGGGGCUUAUCAAUGAAGGAACAUAUGGGAUUUUGCUCAAUAGAUAUGCGGCUGCACAUAGGGUGGAGGAAGCAAUUUUUACGUUUUAUAAGAGGAAAGAGUUUGGUCUCGAGCUUAAUUUGGUUGCGUUUCAGAAGCUUUUGAUGUGGCUUUGCCGGUAUAAGCAUGUAGAAGUUGCGGAAACUUUGUUUAACGAGAAGGGGAAAGAGUUUGAACAAGAUAUAAAGACGUGGAAUAUCAUUCUUAAUGGAUGGUGUGUACGAGCAAAUGUACGUGAGGCAAAAAGGUUUUGGAAAGAUAUAAUUGCAUCUAAAUGCAAGCCGGAUCAGUUUACAUAUGGGAUUUUUAUAAAUUCUCUGACCAAGAAGGGGAAAUUAGGAACAGCACUCAAGUUAUUUCGAGCUAUGUGGGAUCAGGGUUGCAACCCAAAUGUGGUGACAUGCAGCUGCAUGAUCGAUGCGCUUUGUUUCAAGAAGAGAAUUCCUCAAGCUUUGGAAGUCUUUCAGGAAAUGAAUGUCCGAGGAUGUCUCCCGAAUGCUGCAACAUAUAAUUCACUGAUCAAGCACCUAUGCAAAAUACGGCGCAUGGAGAAGGUUUAUGAACUUUUGGAUGAAAUGGAGCAGAAGGGUGGAAGUUGCUUGCCCAAUGAAGUAACUUUCAAUUGUUUACUCAAGUCCUUGAAGAAGCCAGAGGAAGUUCCUGGCCUAUUGGAGAGGAUGGAAAAAAGUAGAUGCAAGAUGACUAGUGACACAUACAAUUUGCUGUUGAAGUUGUAUAUGGAGUGGGAUUGUGAGGAAAGACUUAGAUAUACGUGGGAAGAGAUGGAGAGAAAUGGGUUGGGACCUGACCAGCGAUCUUAUACCAUUAUGAUUCAUGGGUUCCAUGACAAGGGAAGGAUAAAGGAUUUUUUGCGAUAUUUUCGUGAAAUGACGUCAAAGGGAAUGAUACCAGAGCCAAGGACAGAAAUAUUGGUGAAUUCUAUGAACAUCAAGUGGAAGAGGGAUGGCGGACAAGCAGAAAAGCUAGCAAAGGGAAGUGACAGUUUGACAGGAGAUUUGAGUACAGAUGUUUGAGCAAAAAGGGAGCAAGAUAAUCACCAUGGUUCUAAAGAAGUCGCAAUACGAGGUGCUGCUACUGUUGCCCAUCGCGCUGCUGCUUCUACUGUCUGUCGUGCUGCUGCUACUGUGGCCGAGAUGUGACAACUUGGUGAUCUUUACCAGCCGCCGGCAAAGUUCUGGUCUAAGAAGGUUUUUUUGGUACGUGGCGCAGUCCUGAUCCCGGCACAGUUAUAAGGAGAAAAUCUAGUUCAAUAUCUGUACUGUAUAACAAUUAUAAGUAAAUGUUGUUGAGCCAUCAAGAUGCCGUCAAGGCUGUACAUGUUGAAAUCCAGAUUGAAUUAAUUUAGAGACGUUCCCCUGAUUUUCAACCUCA